This is a messenger RNA of Yamadazyma tenuis ATCC 10573, 3161 nucleotides long. RefSeq names its product mismatch repair ATPase (gene SET1). Gene Ontology annotation, biological process: mismatch repair; mitochondrial DNA repair. Gene Ontology annotation, cellular component: mitochondrion; Set1C/COMPASS complex; nucleus. NCBI's taxonomy places the organism in Eukaryota, Fungi, Ascomycota, Pichiomycetes, Serinales, Debaryomycetaceae. Gene Ontology annotation, molecular function: ATP binding; protein binding; ATP-dependent DNA damage sensor activity. The record is from RefSeq and is a predicted model, not a curated record.
AUGUCCUACAACAAUUAUAAUUAUGGUUACGGCCAUCGACACAAGCCCCAAGAGAAUGGAAACGGCUACGGAGCUCAUCCCAACAGCAUAAAAAAGUCAUACGGUCUGAGUUAUCAUCCGGAAAAUAAACCUUCCUCCGGUAACGGAAGAGCCUUUACGUGGUCUCCAUUUCCUCAAUCUCCUCAAACCAAUAGCAUUGCAUCCAGAGCUACUUCAGCAUCUCACAGCCCGCGGACGGUGGCACAUGAACGGCUACCCAUUGCCAAAUCGUUGAACGUGGCAAAAAAUGAGUUGCUGGGAACUGAUGUUGAUACUGGAAUAAACUCACACGAUGAAAAGUUUCCUACACUAAUGAUACACAGUAACUAUUUGGGUAAGCUUGAGUUUUCGACACCAGUGGAUAGCUCCAAGACUUUCAAAGUGGUAUACGACCCUGAAUUGGAUAAGACGCUUUCAAAAGCAGAGAAAAAACUGAAGCAUGCCAAAUUGAAGUUCCGUGAUCUCAAGACCGUCAAGUCAUUUGACCCAAGAUUGACUUUUCAAGGAGGAUUGGAUUCAUACUUGAACAAACCAAAUAAGAGAUCCAAAAAGUUUCCUUUCAAACAACUUCCCCAAACAAAAUUUGUCUAUAAUAAAGAUUCGUUAGGACCGGCUCCUUUGACGGAAAUUGUUAUUUGGGAGUUACCUACCACUGUCAGCGAAAUCUACAUGUCCAAUUACUUCAAAACCUAUGGGAAUGCCAUCAAGGACCUUAAGUUCAUUAAUGACUCGGUGAACGGUGUACCGCUUGGAAUUGCAACUUUUGAGUUUCAAGGAAAAUUGGAGAAAUCGGCUAGAUUGGCUGACAAAGUGAUAAAAGAUUCGAAAGAAAGCGGAAUUAAGAUGGACGGUGUGCAAGUGAAAGUCGGCUUAAACGACCAUGAUAGCAACUUCUUGAAUGGUAAGAUAAGAGCAGCUGAAGCCAAAUUGAAGGCCUCUUUGUUUAAGUUGCAAGAGGAGAAGAAGAAGAGAGCUAAGCUUUUUGAGGAAGAACAGAAGAGACAGAAGUCAGAAGAACAAAAGAGACAGAAGUUGGAACAACAGAAGGCUCAUCUGCCCAACAAAUUGUUCCAAGUCACAACUCAGAAAGAGCCUUCAACCAAGCCUAAAAAACAGAAGUCCAACAUCACUAUUACGUCUAUUGUUCACAAAAAUAAAGUGGUAUCAGGGGUGUUUUUACCUACUGAUUUGAAUCGGUAUAUUAAAGAUAGGCCCUUCAUAUUCAUACGUGAUAAGUACAUCCCCACGAAGAGAAUCGCUUCUCUGGACAUCAAAAGAGUAUUAAAUAAGUACAGUUGGACCAGAGUGUUAAGUGAAAGAGAAGGUUUCUUUAUUGUUUUUAACUCACUAAAGGAAUGUGAGAGGUGUUUCUACAAAGAGGACGGCGUGAAGUUCUAUGAAUACUCGAUGAUUAUGGAAAUGUGUAUCCCCGAAGGAUUCUACAGUGACAGUAACAAUGAAAUCGGAAGGGCUACGGAUGUUGUCAAUGAAGCCGCUAAUAUGUUAAUCAAAGACUUUGAAACGUACUUGACAAAAGAUAUCAGAGAAAGAAUCAUAGCUCCUGUGAUUCUCGACUUGUUAUCAGAUGAUAAAUAUCCAACCAUAAUGGCCGAAUUGAAGGCUCAAGAAGCUGCUCAAAAGAAGGAGAAUUCCGCCCCACUAUUCUCAUCAAACUUACUCAGACAGGAGGCCAUGUCGCUCUUGGCUUCUAAGAGAACACAGGUCCUACCUCUACCAAGCUUUAGAAAGAAACCUCCCACUACCAAAGCUCAACCGAAAAAGAGAGCCCUUAUUCCCAUGCUGCAUGCACUCAACUACGACGUUGAUUCGGACGAGUCGGAAGAUGAGUCGAGUAGGUCAAUGACUCCGGUUCCUGGACUAAAGAGACAGCACAGCUCCGCUAUAAGCGUGACUACAGAAGCCCAGGACGAGAAAGACGACGUCAAACACAAGAAAAUAAAGAGAACUUUUCUCUACCAGUCUUCUGAAGAUGACAUGGAAGUUGACGGAGACGAAACAGAGGCGAAGGCAAAGGCACAAGAAUCAUCUGAAGAAACUAAAGAUGAUGUGGACUACUCUCAAUUGGACGAAGUUUAUCAGCCAACGUUCGAUUUCCCUCGUCCCGUGUAUGAAACCCGCUAUCCAUUGCCUAAAGACGAAUUUGAUAUUGAAAAAUUGAAAGAUAUGGUCAAGGAUGAAGAAGAUUAUGAAUUGCUUAAAGAGGUUUUACUGGAACAAGAGCCAAAUAAAGAUAUCAAGAACAUCCAAUACUGGGCCUGGAAGAUGAGAGAGGAAGUUAGGAAUAUUCCAGAUAUUGUUCAAGAUGAUGAAGAGUUAAUUCUUCCCUUGGACUCCCGUUUGGAAUCCACUACCGGAUCUUUCAAGAGUGAUGGAUAUAAGAAAAUCAGCGACCAGGAUAAGAUUGAAUACUUGCCUCAUCGUCGUAAAGUUGAUAAACCGUUGAAGACAAUCCAGAAUGAUGAUGAUGACAUGGAGAAGUCCAACCAACAGAGCUCCAACAUCCACAGUUCCAGAGUCAACAGAGCUAACAACAGAAGGUUCGCUGCCGAUAUUAGUGCUCAGAAACAGGCCAUAGGAAGUGAAACAGAUAUUUUGAGUCUAAACACAUUGGCCAAGCGGAAAAAGCCCGUCUCUUUUGCAAGAUCGGCCAUCCACAACUGGGGAUUGUACGCUUUGGAACCAAUUGCAGCCAAAGAAAUGAUUAUUGAAUACGUGGGUGAAAGUAUCAGACAACAAGUUGCAGAGCAUCGCGAAAGAUCCUAUUUGAAAACCGGAAUUGGCUCUUCUUACUUAUUCAGGAUUGAUGAAAACACAGUGAUUGAUGCCACAAAGAAAGGAGGUAUUGCCAGAUUUAUCAACCAUUGUUGUAGUCCCAGUUGUACUGCCAAAAUCAUCAAAGUCGAUGGUAAAAAGAGAAUUGUCAUCUAUGCAUUGAGAGACAUUGAGGCCAAUGAGGAAUUGACAUACGAUUAUAAGUUCGAGAGGGAAACAAAUGAUAGCGAGAGAAUUAGGUGUCUCUGUGGGGCCCCUGGUUGUAAAGGCUACUUAAACUAGCCCUGUAUAAUUAUAAUUAUAGUAAUAAUAUAGUAUAGAACUCAUUC